Wyeomyia smithii (pitcher-plant mosquito) is the source of this 1464-nucleotide messenger RNA. RefSeq names its product phenoloxidase-activating factor 2-like. Gene Ontology annotation, molecular function: serine-type endopeptidase activity. NCBI's taxonomy places the organism in Eukaryota, Metazoa, Arthropoda, Insecta, Diptera, Culicidae. Bases 147 to 1376 code for a protein of 409 amino acids. The transcript is spliced from 5 exons. The record is from RefSeq and is a predicted model, not a curated record. Gene Ontology annotation, biological process: proteolysis.
CUGCGGAGGUAGGAUGAUCAAUAGUUUUUGGUGAUCACUCGUAGCGGGUGCAGCGAAGGUUGUGCGGUUCUUGCUGUGUUCUCUGCUCAUCUGCCUUUGACAAGUUAGACCGGUUAGUGGAGUUUUGACUCGAGUAAGUCACUGGAAUGAAGCGAACAUUCGUGUUAUUUCUUUCGGUGUUGCUGUUCGCCGUAGCGACCAAAGCCGACGAGGGUGAUCUAGACGACCUUAUCGAUAGCCUAUUUACCAAAUCACCAAGCCAAAUUGGUAUCAGUGCAGGAACUACACCAGCUCCGGCUCCGGCUCCCGUUCCACCUCCUGUUGGAUCCCAGGAAGUUUGCGAACCUGGCCAACGGUGUGUUCAAAAAUAUCUUUGCACAAAUGCCAGCACAUCUGGCGAAGGACUGAUCGACAUCCGUUUCAACGAUGACAACCCAUGUGUACACUAUCUUGUGCAGUGUUGUCACGAAGAGGAUAUUAUCCAGGCUCCUCCGACACCACCCACACCAAAACCGCCUGUAGAUCCCGUUUCGAUCAAUCCAGUUUGCGGUAAGCGCAACACCGAAGGUAUCGGAUUUCGUGUUACCGGUCAGAAAGACGGCGAGUCUGAGUACGGUGAAUUUCCUUGGAUGUUGGCACUUUUGAGACAAGAAAUUGCUUUCGAAACAGUUGUAAAUGUCUUUUUAUGUGGCGCGUCAUUGAUUCACCCGAAGGUUGCUCUAACAGCUGCUCACUGCUUACACAAUAGAUCACCUUCUCAGCUGAAAGUCCGUGCAGGCGAAUGGGACACUCAAACAACGAACGAAAUUCAUCCACAUCAAGAUCGCUCGGUAGUGGAACUGGUCACACAUCCGGAUUACUACAAAGGCGGACUAUAUAAUGAUAUUGCUCUAUUAUUCCUGGACUCUCCAUUUAGUUUGAAUGAAGCAAUCCAAACAAUUUGUUUGCCACCACAAAACGCGAAGUUUGAUCGCCAGAGAUGUUUUGCCUCUGGUUGGGGGAAAGAUGUGUAUGGAAAACCGGGAAGUUAUCAAGUUAUUUUGAAGAAGAUCGAUCUACCAAUCGUUCCAUCUGCGCAGUGCCAAACGGCUCUGAGAACAACAAGAUUGGGUUCAAGGUUUAUAUUGCAUGAAAGCUUCCUCUGUGCCGGUGGAGAAAAGGGAAAGGAUACCUGCAAAGGAGACGGUGGCUCUCCGUUGGUAUGUCCCAUUCAGGGUUCUCAUGAACACUACUACCAGGCUGGUUUGGUGGCGUACGGAAUCGGUUGCGGUGAAAACCAGAUCCCGGGAGUGUACGCAGAUGUUGCCCAUUUCAGAAACUGGAUCGAUCAGCACAUGCAGAGUCAUCAACUGGACGUUAGCAGCUAUACACCAUAAGCCUCAAGCCAUGACCGCAUAAAAUCACGUAAAGAAGUAACGAAUGAUUUAGUUGUUAGUUAAAAUAAAGACGAGUUAACUUUUUUAA